AGUGACGAAGCCAAUGUAUCGAUGGCGGCUCACUGUUCGCUUCUGGAUAUCCUCAGAAUCAAAUUUGAUGGCGUCUGACCGGACUUUUCCCCCACUUUGCCACUUGUCUAAACUCUUGGUACUAACGUCGAAUUUUGCAAGCUUAAUUGUUGUCAAUUCGUGGAGGUUUCCUCCACGGACAGAUUGUCAACGGGCUUGCUAGCUUUGCUAGCGCAUUAGCUAGCUAGCUAGCUAGCUGGCAAAGAAGAAAACAUCAAGUUAACGUAGCAGGCUAGCUAGCUACAUUUUAUCCUGCCCUGUGCUAGCUAGCUAGCUAGCUUAGCUAGCGUUUCCCAAGAACUCUGUGCGUGGCCAACCACUUGGAUAUUUAAAAAAUACGAUUUUAUUGUUCGUUUUAUCUUGGCUGUUUAGUAUUAUUUGGAAGAUGAUAAGCAACGCCUAAAGACCUGAGGAUUGUGUGCAAGUUUCUGUUGGAAACAACGACGUUGUUGGACUUGUCCGAGUAGCUUUACGCAAAGAAGGAAACUGCUAGCAAACUAGCUAGCUAGCAUCUGCUAUAGCCGGUAUACUUGUCCGAUUCGAGACUGUGGACACUAACGUUUGUUGGUGUUCCAAUCAGUUCUAUCAUUUAACUUACUUUUGCACAGAUCCCUAUCUAUCAACAUGUUGAAGACGCGUCAAUGUUUACUUGGGAUUCGCACUUUUCUUGGAGUGACAUCUAGAAUAUGGGGUUUCAUUUUGUACAUUCUCAGGAAGCAUCUACGAACGAUAAUCCAGUACCAAACAGUGCGUUAUGACACUUUACCGCUGUCUCCUGCAUCGCGAAACAGACUCAAUGCGGUGAAGAGGAAGAUAUUGGUAUUGGAUCUAGAUGAGACUCUGAUUCAUUCCCACCAUGAUGGAGUGCUAAGGCCCACAGUAAGGCCUGGGACACCACCAGACUUCAUCCUCAAGGUGGUAAUAGACAAACAUCCAGUGAGGUUUUUUGUCCAUAAAAGGCCCCAUGUAGACUUCUUCUUAGAAGUGGUGAGUCAGUGGUAUGAGCUUGUGGUGUUUACAGCCAGUAUGGAGAUCUAUGGUUCAGCGGUAGCAGACAAGCUGGACAACAACAGGGGCAUUCUCAAACGGCGAUACUACAGACAGCAUUGCACACUAGACCUGGGCAGUUACAUAAAGGACCUGUCAGUAGUGCACAAUGACCUCUCCAGUAUAGUCAUCCUGGACAACUCACCUGGAGCCUACCGCAGUCAUCCAGACAAUGCAAUACCUAUAAAGUCUUGGUUUAGUGACCCAAGUGACACAGCGCUGCUAAACCUGCUUCCCAUGCUGGAUGCAUUGAGGUUCACCUCAGAUGUCCGCUCCGUCCUCAGCCGAAAUCUCCACCAGCACAGGCUCUGGUGAUGGAGUCUAAAGGGCCCAGUCAUCGUUCUGGACCCCAUGUUUGGUUUUAGAAGUCUCCGCUCGCUAGCUGUUAGACUCUCCACUGCUGGAACUGUCACCCUCUUAUUGUCAUGUGACCUCUUGUCAUCUGACUUCUGAGGAACUUCAUCAGUAAGACUGGAGGGAGAGAGGAGAACAAUGCACAUGGUGGAGAAGCUUUUACACAUACCCACACACACACAUCAAGCAGAGAGGCCCGCUCUGUUUUAGUCUUGCUUUAUUCUCUUUUUGUUUUUCUUUUGUGCAAAAUGGAAACUGCCUUACAGUGGUGGACUGAUGGGCAUGCAUGAUAGAGUGUGAAAACAUGGGAGAAUGUUUGCAUUUGUGCUGCAUAUUAUGUGGUAUUUUCCCCUCUUUGUAAAGAGUGAGAUUGGUGAAGAUCAGAGAGGACAUACAUAGCCAGCCAGUCUCUCCUUGUCCUUCGUCCUUUGCACUUCUCUUGCCUCCUGCCAUCCAUUUUCAUAAAUAGGCAAAUGUGCAAAAUGUCACCAGAAAGUACUCCUGUUAUCUCUAUUUGGUCAAUUUACCCUUGUUUUGGAUUUUAGCAUAUGUUGACUAUAUCCCUCAUGAUCUGUUUGCUGUGGUAGUCCAUGUGGCUCCAUGUGACUCCAAUAACUGACACAACACAUCAGAACUUGGCAGCAGAAGGGGUGGAAUGAGUCAGCCAUGCCCAUGCUGUGGGGAGCAGUGUUCUGCAUGUAUAGUAUGCAGUCAGUAAGAGAGCAGAGCCCACUUGUUCUCAUUCUACCACUACUAGUUUUAUUCUUUCCUCCUCUCUUCCUGCCUUACCCCAACCAUCUCAGGUAUUGGCUCACAUGAAUGGGGUUCGUGCUGUUGUGAGUGUAGGAGGUGUGUAAAGUAUUGAGCUGUGAGUUUCAUACAGUACUCUGUGGUGGUACUGACUGAUUCAGAGACACGACCACAGCAAAAGCCACCAAUUAAGCUAAUGGUAUUAUUUAGUACGUCGAACUUUCUGGUUUGUGUGUGAAAUCCUAAAAACAAUGAAUCCAUCAGGUUGUAUUAUUAUUAUUAUUAUUUUUUUGUUUGUUUUUAAAUUAUUUUUUACUUUUGUUUUAUUCUGUUAAACAUGAAUGUGCAUCAUACAGGCAGAACAGCAGGACUCCAGAAUGGGACAAGGCGGAGCCUGUUGCUAGGCACAUCUCCAAUGCAUUUUCCUCCAUUUCAUUUCUGGUUUUCAUCCUCUUCAGGAUGGCAGCUCCUCCCACGCAGCACCAGGAUUCUAGUCAUUCGCAACUGGAAGUAUUUUUGUUCUGCACAGAGCUGUUAUCAGGCCUUUCCAAUGCAAAGACAUGCACUUAUUUGUCUGGUUUUUUUUUUGUAUCAUGGACUUAUUUGAUCAAAGUGGUCAAAAGAGUUAUAUACACUCUCCCUCUCUCUCAUGUUGUAUUGACCUGCUCUGCCUAUUUGAACAACACAAAAACAAAGUGUGUGAACGCACAGUUUUCUGGGCCAGCUCCUCAGGUCUGUGCGUAUUUCCAAUAAAACUUGUCACCGUGGUUCAGGCAC
This is a messenger RNA of Electrophorus electricus (electric eel), 2967 nucleotides long. RefSeq names its product CTD nuclear envelope phosphatase 1a (gene ctdnep1a). Gene Ontology annotation, molecular function: phosphatase activity. The record is from RefSeq and is a predicted model, not a curated record. Lineage: Eukaryota; Metazoa; Chordata; Actinopteri; Gymnotiformes; Gymnotidae.